Molecule: messenger RNA, 1038 nt
Organism: Fusarium venenatum
Lineage: Eukaryota; Fungi; Ascomycota; Sordariomycetes; Hypocreales; Nectriaceae
Source: RefSeq, a predicted model, not a curated record
AUGGAACCUCCAAACACCACCAAAAGGCAUAAUGCCUAUGCAACCCUCAUCACCCGUGACUCGUAUCUGCCAGGCGUCAUCAUUCUCGCCUACACCCUGAAGCGCAACAAUUCAGCUUACCCACUGGUCGUCCUUUACACACCCAAUCUCCCCAAGGAUGCUCGCAGGGUACUGGAACUGGAGGCCCCCAAAUGCAACAUGGUCCUGCGCGAGUGCGACCACCUUCUUCCCCCCAAGGACAUCAAGAUGACGCUCAUCGCUGAGCGCUUCGCCGACACAUGGACCAAGCUGCGCGUCUUUGAACUUUUCGAGUAUGAUGCCGUCUGCUAUCUGGAUGCUGACAUGGCUAUCCUGGACAACAUGGACGUCGUGUUCCAAUGUGAGGAACAGUUACCCGAUGACUGGAUCGCUGCAAAUCAUGUUUGCGUGUGUAACCUUGAUUCCGACUCUUGGGCACCUGAAGCCUGGAAGGCUGAGAACUGUGCCUAUACACCACUCUCACAUCCCACAGCGCUGAAAGAGCCCUUACAGCCCACAGAGACGUCCCCCUCGCCGCACAAGUUGCUCAACGGCGGAAUGUUCAUCUUCCAUCCAUCGGAGGGUCUUUGGGAUCGCAUGUUGGAUGUAUUCAACACAACCCCUCUGCUCUCGGACUUCAUGUUUCCCGACCAAGACUUUCUCGCCUUCUUUUUCGAGAACAAGUGGUAUGCGCUAGGAUGGCAGUACAACGCUAUCAAGACGAUGCGAUACUGGCAUCCCAAUAUCUGGAGAGAUGAAGAGGUCAUUUGUCUGCACUAUAUCGUCGACAAGCCCUGGGCUAAGCGCGUUGGACUGGAUGGCGUGGCCGGGUACAAGGGUCUGGAUGGAGUGACACAUUGCUGGUGGUGGCAGCUCUACCAGUACUGGGAGGACGAGAGGACUUCGGACGGAAAGGGAGGCAACGAGGCGAUAUCUCUAUUAGGGAAGCUCAUUGCGCCGGCGUAUACUAUGGAUAGUGGUGUCGGAUAUCUGCGGGUUGCUUUGCCUGUCCGAGCUUGA